AUGUCCACCAAGGAGAGCGGCCUCGUCACGCCCCCCGAGAAGGGGGACAAUGUCGUCGACUACCAGGCCAGCACCGCCGUCAUCCCCGGCGAGGGCGUGGAGCGCGAUGGCAACUGGUUCACGCGCAACGGCCUCAAUGCCGAUUCCUUCAAGAAGAAGCACUAUGGCCCCGGCCUCGUGGAGCUCGAGCGCCCCAUGAAGGCGCGCCAUCUGCACAUGAUCGCCAUUGGAGGCUCUAUCGGUGCCGGUUUCUUCGUCGGCUCGGGUGGUGCUCUGAGCAAAGGUGGCCCUGGUUCUCUCUUCGUCGACUUCCUCAUCGUCGGUAUCAUGAUGUUCAACGUCGUGUAUGCCCUCGGUGAACUCGCCAUCAUGUACCCCGUCUCUGGUUCUUUCUACACGUACUCUGCUCGAUUCAUCGACCCCGCGUGGGGUUUUGCCAUGGGUUGGAACUAUGUCCUUCAGUGGGCUGCCGUGCUUCCGCUCGAGUUGACCGUCUGUGGUAUCACGAUUGGGUACUGGAAUAGCGACAUCUCCGUGGCCGUCUGGAUCUCCAUCUUCCUCGUUGCCAUCAUCAUCAUCAACGUGUUUGGCGCCCUGGGCUAUGCUGAAGAGGAGUUUUGGGCGUCGUGCUUCAAGCUCGGAGCGACCGUCGUCUUCAUGAUCAUUGCCCUCGUCCUCGUCCUUGGUGGUGGCCCCUCGGAUGGCCGUUACAACGAGUACUGGGGUGCCCGGUACUGGUACGACCCCGGCGCCUUCAAGAACGGCUUCAAGGGAUUCUGCUCCGUCUUCGUCACCGCCGCCUUUUCCUUCUCUGGCACUGAGCUGGUCGGUCUCGCCGCUGCCGAGUCGUCCAACCCCACCCGCAACAUGCCCGGUGCCAUCAAGCAGGUCUUCUGGCGUAUCACCGUCUUCUACAUCCUCGGCCUCUUCUUUGUCGGACUGCUGGUCGACAGCAACGACCCUGCUCUGCUCUCCGAGUCCAGCUACUCGGAUUCCAAGGCCUCCCCCUUUGUCCUCGUCGGCAAGUAUGCUGGCCUCAAGGGAUUCGACCACUUCAUGAACCUCGUCAUUCUUGUUUCCGUCCUGUCCAUUGGCGUCUCUGGUGUGUAUGGUGGAUCCCGAACCCUGACUGCGCUUGCUCAGCAGGGCUAUGCUCCCAAGCUCUUCACCUACAUUGACCGAUCUGGCCGUCCCCUGCCCUCGGUCAUUGCCCUCAUCCUGUGCGGCUUCAUCGCCUACGUCAGCUUGAGCGCCACCGGCCCUGUUGUCUUUGACUGGCUCCUCGCCAUUUCUGGUCUUGCCGCUCUCUUCACUUGGGGCUCCGUCUGCCUUGCCCACAUUCGAUUCCGCAAGGCCUGGAAGUAUCACGGCCACACUCUCGACGAGAUCCCCUUCAAGGCUGUCGGUGGUGUCUAUGGUUCUUGGCUCGGCCUCAUCCUCUGCAUCAUUGUCCUCAUCGCCCAGUUCUACACUGCCAUCAUUGCCGGCCCUGAUGUCAAGGGCAUGGGUACUGCGGAGAGCUUCUUCAAGCAGUUCCUCGCCGCCCCCGUCGUUCUGGCAUUCUGGAUCAUUGGCUGGGUCUGGAAGCGUGAGCCUUUCCUGCGAACCAAGGAUAUUGACGUCGACACGGGCCUCCGUGAGCUCGACUGGGAUGAGAUCCGUCGCCACCGCGAGGAGGUUGCUGCCUUGCCUGCCUGGAGACGUAUUCUCCACACCCUGUUCUAA
Messenger RNA from Trichoderma citrinoviride, 1725 nucleotides. RefSeq lists its product as hypothetical. Gene Ontology annotation, molecular function: amino acid transmembrane transporter activity. Gene Ontology annotation, biological process: amino acid transmembrane transport. NCBI's taxonomy places the organism in Eukaryota, Fungi, Ascomycota, Sordariomycetes, Hypocreales, Hypocreaceae. Gene Ontology annotation, cellular component: membrane. The transcript is spliced from 4 exons. The record is from RefSeq and is a predicted model, not a curated record. Bases 1 to 1725 code for a protein of 574 amino acids.